AUUAUUUUUGAGGCGCAUGAAUAACAAUUCGAAAGUAACGGCUUCAUUGCAUGUUUAUGUGAGUUUAUUCUAUUGUUUCUAGUGACGUAUUGUGUAGUGAAGGAUUUGUAGAUUCGUUUCUAGUGUAAGAUAUUGUAUAAAAUCUUUGAGAAAUGUUAAGCAAACAGCAGAAGGACAGAAACCAAAAUAUACAGGUUUUUGUAAGAGUAAGACACCUGAAUUCACAGGAAAAAACCAUGAAAUCUCUUAACAUUGUAGAAUGUCCAAACAGUCGGGAAGUCAUUGUGAAGGAGAGACCUUCAGAUAAAAUCACAAGGACCUUUGCAUUUGAUAGAGUCUUUGGACCUAAUUCGAGACAGAUUGAUGUGUACAUGUCAGUUGUCCACCCUAUAAUUAGUGAAGUCCUUGAUGGGUAUAACUGCACAGUUUUUGCUUAUGGCCAGACUGGUACAGGAAAAACAUUUACAAUGGAAGGAGAGAAGUCAAAUGAUGCAUCUAUUACGUGGGACACUGACCCUCUAUCAGGAAUUAUUCCGCGCACUCUAAGUAAUCUUUUUGAUGAAUUAAGAAUUCAGCAGGUUGAAUUUACAGUCCGAGUGUCGUUUCUAGAGCUUUACAAUGAAGAACUUCUUGAUUUACUGUCACCUACAGAUGAUUCUUCAAAAAUCAGACUUUUUGAAGAUGCAACAAAAAAGGGUUCAGUUAUCAUUCAUGGUUUGGAAGAAGUAACAGUCCAUAAUAAGAAUGAGGUUUAUGCAAUACUGGAGAAGGGUUCUCUCAAAAGACAGACGGCAGCUACUUUGAUGAACGCUCAGUCCAGCCGCUCACAUACAGUCUUUUCCAUUACUGUACACAUCAAAGAGAAUUCAUUGGAAGGUGAUGAGCUCUUGAAAACAGGGAAAUUAAACCUUGUUGAUCUGGCAGGCAGUGAGAAUAUUGGUCGGUCAGGUGCCGUUGACAAGAGAGCUCGUGAGGCUGGGAACAUUAAUCAGUCAUUGCUUACACUGGGACGUGUUAUUACAGCUUUGGUGGAGAGAGCCCCUCAUGUACCUUACAGGGAGUCAAAAUUAACUCGGCUGCUACAAGAUUCUUUGGGAGGCCGGACAAAGACCUCCAUUAUUGCAACAAUAUCACCUGCAGCAUGUAAUGUGGAGGAGACACUUAGUACUUUGGAUUAUGCAUGCAGAGCAAAGAACAUAACCAAUCGUCCAGAAAUUAACCAGAAGCUUACGAAGAAGGCUCUUAUCAAGGAGUACACUGCUGAAAUUGAGCGGCUGCGCAGGGAUCUGGCAGCAACUCGAGAUAAAAAUGGUGUAUACAUGGCAUCUGACAACUACACACAGAUGAUCAUGCAGUUGGAACACCAGGAGCAAGAGAUAAGUCAGAUGUUGGGGCAUAUGAAAGCUCUGAAAGAAGAGUUAGAUAAGAAAGAGAGCUUGUGUGCUGAACUGAAUAUAUCCUUGGACAGUUGCAACCAGAAACUGGCAACAACAUCCAGUGAGCUGGAAGUGACACAGGAUAAGUUAAAUGACACAUCAGUGAAGCUCCGUGACACUUUAAAUAUGUGUACAGAGAAGGAACAUUUAAUUGAGAAGCAUGUGCACACAGAAAGUACACUUUCUACUCAGGCUCAGUCUCUACUUGCAGCCGCAGACAUGGCGUCAUCUGAUGUUGAGAAGCUUCAUGACAAACUUGCACGAAAGAGGUCUGUAGAAGGUGUCAAUCAAGAAAUUAGUCGAGAAUUUCACCUAGCUUUUGUGCAAAACGUGGCUUACAUGGAGGACAGUCUGAAUCAAUUCAUUCAAGAUUUAACCAAGUUUUGUUCUGGAUUGCAAACAAACUUGGGAGAACAACUUGAGAAGAGAGGCAAUGAGUUAGCAUCUCUCAGCAAUGAAAUUUCUUCUCUGGUAGCCAGUCAAACUCUUCAAAUUCAGGAUUUGGAGAAGAUGACAUCUGACCAGGUGUAUAAUGGCCAACAGUGGAUCCAGGAAUAUCUCUCUGCUGUGCAUUCUACUUCUGACAGUGAGGUUAAUAAUCUUCACAAGUUCUUGACAGAAACAUUUCUUGUUCCAAUGCAGAAUUUGGCUCAUCAGCUUCAGCUCCAGGAGGCUGAAAAUCAGGCAUUUAAUCACAUGAUUGUUAAUCAGCUACAGCAGAAACUAGAUGCUAUGAAGACCUUUGAAACUGCACAAACUGAUGGCUUGUUAAAACUUCGAGACAGCCUGUUCCAGUAUACUAAGCAACAGCAGCAGGCACUGGAGAGCGCACAGGAAGGAUACCGUGGCGUGGAUAAGUCCAUGAAUGGGUUCAAACAGACUUUCUUAUCAGAGGUUCAACAAUUGAAAAGCUGGGCAGAUCGUAUUUUGGGCAUCCAUGUAGAUUUUGAGAACCAGUACAAUGACAAUAAGAAUAAGAUCAGUGGUGGCUUGGCUGUUGUUCGAGAGAAAUGUGACCACUUGUCUCAGGAGGCAGCAUCUACGCUGGACUUGCACAUGGCAAGAAGAAUUGAGCAUCUCAGUGCUUAUGAAACGCAGACAGAAGAACUGCUUGACACUGUCAGCAACUCCAGAGAAGUUUCUGAACAACUGAUAUCUGCAGCAAAACGGCUGGAAGAAGAUGUAGAAACCAGUGUCCGUUUGGCUGUUUCAAAUGGAGAGCAGGCUUGGAGGAACCACUACAGUUGGACGGAACAGGAACUGAGGAAGUAUUCAGAAAACUUGAAUGGAGAAUUUCAAAAUGAGCUUAAACAGACUCAGACUCUUAUAAGUGGGCUCAGAGAAUCUGCAGAGUCUCAUGAAGCUAUUUUGGAGCAGCAACAAGUGGAUUUUGGUACAUUUGUUCGUGAGCGUCAGGAUGAUCUUGAAACUCAGUGUUCCUAUAUUAAUGGCUGGAGUCAGACUAUCACCUCAGAUCUGCAGCAGUGCAGUCAGGAUUUGGACAAAUUUUUGGUUGAAGAGCUGCGGAAGGAUAUUCCAACAGGAAAUACACCACAACGCAGAGAGUUUUCAUACCCAAGAGUUCUGGCAGCAACAUCUCCACAUGAGCGGAUUCUUGCGAGGUUCCGUGAAAUGAAUGGUGACGUGAUGCCUCACUUGCAUAUUCCCGAAGUUGUGAGCUCUCCGUCUGGUUCCUCCAGUGCCAAUAGUGAUGAAGGUGGAUCAGACAUGGAGUCUCUGAAAGAUGUUCCAUUUAGAUCAGUGUCUGUUACUGAUAUAAGUGCAGAAGACUCAAUUUUUAAUGCUUCUCAUCAUAGUGAACCCAGCUCAUUAAAGCAGAAAGACAAUAAGGAAAACUCAAACACUGGUGUUCUUAAGAAACAUCGUUCGGAUGACCUGCAGGACUUGAAGAUAAAGCAACCCAAGCGCUCUUCCUCUCGGAAAGCUCUGCAGUCUCAGAAUUGAUUAAAUUGGGUUAUUUAUGUUCUAUAGCUUCACUGUAAUACUAUAAAAUAUGUUGUCCCAAAUUGUAUAGAUAUGAUUUGAAAAUGUAUUGAUAUGGAGAGAUAACACUUAAUUCAAUGUUAUAAAACAAAUGAGGUUUGUAAUCUCUGUCCGACAUAUCUUUGCAUGACAAACUGUAUGUACUCAAGACUUAUAACUUGUGACAUUUGAAUAAUUGACUACUUUGAAUGUGUAACAAAUAUUGCCAUGUGCAAGCAUAAAACAAAUACCUUCACUUGAGAGACAUUUUUGUAUGUGGGAGUUUUUAGAAUUUUGAAAUUUCUUAAUUUGGAAUGUACUGUUAUGUUAGGAUAUAAUAGGCAUAGAUGGGUAAAUUAUGUGUUGUAUACCAACAUUCAUAAUAAUUCUAAAAACAUUUAAGUGAAAGCUGCUUAAUGAGAAAUGGUAGAGAUGUGAUGAUUCCAGUAAUGAAAGUAUGGAUUCUGAGACUUGACUGUAGUUAUCCUCUAAUAUUUAAUUUUAUAUUAAUGUUAUUAAUUUACUGAUGGUUGUAGGAAAUCACACUGAAAUUUACCGAUAAUCAGCUGUGUUUUUAUGUCUUGAUAUAUGUCGUGGCAUUUGCCAUUAGGUAAUGUUGAUCCAAGAACAUCUGAUUUUACUUUGGCAAAUUAUUAAUGCAUGUAUGGUUAAGUAUAUGAGUAAAGUAGGGCUGUCAUUACAUUUGUAUCUAGUUUUAUAACCACGGACACACAAAGUUGUAGAACUCAGUAGUAAACUGUAAAAGUUUGAUGACAGAUGUGCCCUAAAUGCAAAAUUCUCAGAAUGACAGAUCUCAUUGAAUUUGCUUUUGUUAAUAUUUGAGAUACUGAAGCACAAUAAAGUAAAAUUUGGUUCAUAAAGAUAGCUGUCUGCAUCAGGGUUUAAAAACACGAUUACAGCUUUCCCUUUACAAAAAUCCUGCUUCUCUUUUGACAGAAGAGUUUAAAAAAUUGUCACAAAUCAAAAGACCAACAUAGACAGUGGUGGAUGAAGGUAGUAAUUCUGUGUAUUAUCUUUAAUUAAGUCUCAAAUUUAUAUGAAAUAUUGUGUUUGUGUAAUCCAUCAUUUAAAUGUGAUGGCAACGGUUGAAGAUGCAUUUUUUUAUAUUACUGAGAGGCUAUCGUCCUCUUUUUGAGUAAGAAUAAAAUAUAUGCCAAACAGUA
Messenger RNA from Zootermopsis nevadensis, 4603 nucleotides. Its product is annotated as kinesin-like protein Klp61F. The record is from RefSeq and is a predicted model, not a curated record. Gene Ontology annotation, cellular component: spindle microtubule; nucleus; mitotic spindle. Lineage: Eukaryota; Metazoa; Arthropoda; Insecta; Blattodea; Termopsidae. Gene Ontology annotation, biological process: mitotic spindle assembly; spindle elongation; microtubule-based movement. Gene Ontology annotation, molecular function: plus-end-directed microtubule motor activity; ATP binding; microtubule binding.